Messenger RNA from Zingiber officinale, 2001 nucleotides. Its product is annotated as probable apyrase 1. Gene Ontology annotation, molecular function: nucleoside diphosphate phosphatase activity. The transcript is spliced from 9 exons. Bases 383 to 1669 code for a protein of 428 amino acids. NCBI's taxonomy places the organism in Eukaryota, Viridiplantae, Streptophyta, Magnoliopsida, Zingiberales, Zingiberaceae. Gene Ontology annotation, biological process: nucleoside diphosphate catabolic process. Gene Ontology annotation, cellular component: membrane. The record is from RefSeq and is a predicted model, not a curated record.
UCUAACCUCUCUUCUUCCGUUUCGUGUCCAUCGAGAGGGUGGAGUCGGAGAGCGAUCGACCUCGUCGCCAUCGAAAAUUCUUCUCCUUUGGUAGAGCUCAUCCUUUCUUUUCCUUCUCUGUGAAUUGUUUCGGUGGCCAAAGCUGGAGCCGCGGCUGGAGGCAUCGCUGAAGCCGCCGCCCCCGGCGCCAUCCAACGGCCAGAUACGGUGCCGGUCCCCGUCGGCGGCGGAUCUCCUACACCCCGCCCCUUCCCAAGACGGUCAUGAUUCCAGAGUGAAACGCGCUCGCCAAGAGUCCCUCCGGGACCGGAUCCAUCGAUUCCGGGGCGUCAUCCUCACCUUCUCCGUUCCCCUUCUUCUCGUCUCCUUUGUUCUCUACCUCAUGCCCCGUGCUCCUCCCAUUGCGUACCCCGGGAGGAAAGAAGUUCCUGGAAGCGGCGUACGCGUCGUCGGAUCGAAGAGUUAUGCUGUUAUCUUCGAUGCGGGAAGUUCGGGAAGUAGGGUUCAUGUCUAUUGCUUCGACGAGAAUCUUGAUCUACUUCACGUUGGCAACGAAAUUGAGCUCUUCGAUCAGCUAAAACCAGGCUUGAGUUUUUAUGCUAAGGAUCCUCAGGAGGCUGCUAAGUCGCUUACUCCAUUGCUAAAGAAAGCCGAAAGCGCUAUUCCUGUUGCAUUGAGACCAGCAACACCUGUCAGAGUUGGGGCCACAGCAGGUCUGAGAGCAUUAGGAGAAGUAACAUCAGAACAUAUUCUGCAAGCAGUCAGAGAUCUCCUGCAACAAAAGAGCUCGCUGAAGUUCCAGUCAGAUUGGGUGACUGUUCUAGAUGGAACUCAGGAAGGUGCCUUUCAGUGGGUCACUGUCAAUUAUCUGCUGGGGAAAUUAGGAAAUUCAUACCAGGAUACUGUUGGAGUAAUUGAUCUAGGAGGUGGAUCUGUUCAAAUGGCAUAUGCUAUUUCAGAAAAUGAUGCUGCAACUGCUCCAAAAGUUUCAAAUGGAGAAGAUUCGUAUGUGCAACAACUCUUCUUGAAGGGAACAACUUAUUACCUUUAUGUUCACAGUUACUUGCACUAUGGUCUAUUGGCUGCUCGUGCAGAGAUUCUUAAUGCUGGUGAUGGGUACAAUAACUGCAUUUUGGAAGGUUAUAAUGGAUCGUAUGAAUAUGGCAAUCAAAAAUACAAAGCAGCUUCUUCAGCUUCUGGUGCUAGCUUUCCAAAAUGCAGGAGUGAUGUUAUUAAAGCUCUCAACAUGGAUGAACCAAAAUGUCUCCACAUGAAGUGUACAUUUGGUGGCGUUUGGAAUGGUGGAGGUGGAGACGGUCAGAAAAACCUAUUUGUUGCAUCCUUUUUCUUUGAUAGGGCUAUUGAGGCUGGCUUUGUCGAUCACCAAGUACUUGCUGCGAUAGUUAAACCGAAAGAUUUUGAGGACGCUGCAAAGCGCGCUUGCAAACUGAAUUUUAAUGAUGCAAAAGCGACGUAUCCUCGAGUCCACUAUGAGAAUCUCCCAUAUUUGUGCAUGGAUCUAGUGUACCAGUUUACGUUGCUUGUAGAUGGGUUCGCUCUAGAUCCACAUCAAAAGAUCACUUUGGUAAAGAAGGUGAAGUACGGCGAUGCCUUUGUUGAGGCAGCAUGGCCACUGGGUAGUGCCAUUGAAGUUGCAUCGGCACGAUAGUUAACGCCCUUGGAGCAUCACAUGUGAUGCGGGGUCGCAAUUGCAUAAUUGAUUCUAUCAUAUGCUUGAUGGGUAUUCAGCUUCAGUAUUGGUGACCGAGUCUGUUUUUGCCCUGAUUCAUUGCCACUCCUGCUGCUUCGGAGGAUUAAGAUUUAUCUGAGGAUGCAAUGGACAUUUUUAAAGAAGCACAAUUUUUUUUCCCUUUAUUUUGGAUUUGAUUUAUCCAUGCUAACCACUCAUUUUAUUAUCGGUGUAACGUUGAGGUGACAUUUGAUAUUCAUCCAUGUUUCUAGUGAUUGUAGUUAAAUUGCUCUAGUUUGAAAGAUUUUGAA